Messenger RNA from Penicillium alfredii, 903 nucleotides. Its product is annotated as 60S ribosomal protein uL18. The coding region runs from base 1 to 903 and encodes 300 amino acids. The record is from RefSeq and is a predicted model, not a curated record. Lineage: Eukaryota; Fungi; Ascomycota; Eurotiomycetes; Eurotiales; Aspergillaceae. Gene Ontology annotation, cellular component: ribosome; cytosolic large ribosomal subunit. The transcript is spliced from 3 exons. Gene Ontology annotation, molecular function: structural constituent of ribosome; 5S rRNA binding. Gene Ontology annotation, biological process: ribosomal large subunit assembly; translation.
AUGCCCUUCACCAAGACCGUCAAGAACGAUGCGUACUUCAGUCGCUACCAGACUAAGUACCGCCGCCGCCGCGAGGGUAAGACCGACUACUACGCCCGCAAGCGCCUGAUCACCCAGGCCAAGAACAAGUACAAUGCGCCCAAGUACCGCAUGGUUGUCCGCUUCACCAACCGCGACAUCGUCACCCAGAUCGUCUACUCUGAGAUCUCCGGCGACAAGGUCUUCGCCGCUGCCUACGCCCACGAGCUGCCCCGCUACGGUAUCGAGCAGGGUCUGACCAACUGGUCCGCUGCUUACGCCACCGGUUUGCUCCUGGCCCGCCGCACCCUGAAGAAGCUGGGUCUGGACGAGCAGUUCACUGGAGUCGAGGAGGCCACCGGUGAGCACACCCUCACCGAGGCCGUCGAGACUGAGGAUGGCGAGCGCCGCCCUUUCAAGGCCUUCCUGGAUGUUGGUCUGGUCCGCACCUCCACCGGUAACCGUGUCUUCGCUGCCAUGAAGGGUGCUUCCGACGGUGGUAUUUUCAUCCCCCACUCCGACCGCCGCUUCCCCGGUUACGACAUCGAGUCCGAGGAGCUGGACGCCGACACCCUCCGCAACUACAUCGUCGGUGGCCACGUCUCUGAGUACAUGGAGACCCUCGCCGAUGAGGAUGAGGAGCGUUUCCGCAGCCAGUUCGUCAAGUACGUCGAGAACGAAAUCGACGCUGGUGACCUCGAGGAGAUCUACACCGAGGCCCACAAGGCCAUCCGUGAGGACCCCUUCAAGGCCGACGAGAACGCUGGCCCCAAGAAGUCCAAGGCCGAGUGGAAGGCCGAGUCCAAGAAGUUCAAGGUCAACAAGCUCUCCCACGACCAGAAGAAGGCCCGUGUCCAGGAGAAGAUCCGCGAGCUUGCUGCUUAA